Molecule: messenger RNA, 2563 nt
Organism: Medioppia subpectinata
Lineage: Eukaryota; Metazoa; Arthropoda; Arachnida; Sarcoptiformes; Oppiidae
Source: the annotation of a GenBank genome assembly
AUGCCAUUGUGUGAUCGCAUAUAUCUGUAUCCCCAAUAUUGCUGGUCAGGCGAUAUUUCAUUCAUCGAGACAUCGAUCGUAAAUCAAACCCAAUUCACACCGCUAUCUGAAGCCCUAUGUAAAUGCGUUAAUGAACUCAAUUUAAGUCACAUUAGGGCUACUUUUGCUCUGAUAGUGAAAAGACUGCGAACAGAGUUUCCUAAUAUGGAGUUACCGUCAGAAAAGAUUUUGAAAAACUCAUUAAAAUCGUUGGUUCAGAACAAAAAACUUUUUUACGACAUUCAUAACGAUUGUUUCACCGCUUCCUCCCAUUCAUACCAAUACGACAACUCAUUGGAAGAGUUGGAGAGUCUAUCGCUUCGACGGCACCAACUCUUUACCGGUGAGGAAGCGUUUCAACGACUGCACGGAAAGCCGACCAAUCCGUACGGCUCCGAAGGCAGCUCUCAUAGCAAAAAGUCGUGGCCAACGAAACUAGACGUCGAUGACUAUCAUCGGAAGCGGAACUCCUUGGCCUCGACAGACCGAUCGUCUACUUAUACUCAACACAACAUUAAUAGUUAUUUAGAUAACAAAAGCGAUUCGCUAACCAAAUCGGCUCUCAGGCGAAGCUCUUCUCUUAGACUGGAAUCAAAUAAAAUGAAUAUCACAUCAAAUGAUGUGAGAAAUUCUGCAUUUAAAAGGAGUCGAUCUUUUAAAAUACAGCGAAAAAAGCACGACAUCUUUGAGCCCCAAGAGUCGAGCGCUUCCACUUCGGAGUCCACUUCAGAGAGUUAUAAAAGUAAAAGCGAUUCCAAUAGAAAGCAAUCAGUGUUGAGUAAAUUCCUGCGAUUGGGCACCUCUGGAGGCAAUGUCACUAAACCCAAAGCGUUUGCUUCAAAGUCGGCCAAUUUUUCGGCACAAUUCCCAGAAAUGAAUGGUGCGAUCGUUGCCUAUAAUAGCGACACAACGCGUAUGAAAUCGACGGCCACUCAGACAGUGAAGUGCGGACCUGAAGACUACGCCACUGUAAUCAUCAAACAGGCCAGUCGUCACGCAUUGGCUAAGAAUGGCUCUCACAGUCAAAAGCACGCGAAAGACAACGACUGCCGCAAUACUCGCUGUCAUUGUUUCGACAGAGAGUUAACUAAUGGUAAGCAUUGUGUGUCGACGUCGAGGGCUAGUAAGUCAUUAAACAAAUGCAAAUAUGGGAACAAAUUAGAGUUGUCGAGCACUCCUAGCACUGCCAUCGCUCCUAUCAGUCCGAUCUCUACCCCUAUUGAUGAGUGCCUUCUCUGUAAUUGUAAUUGCAAUCCGGAAAUACAGAAAAUUGAUUCUAAUAGACAGGACUUAACCAAUAAUAAUAAUUAUUGGUCUAAAACUAACCACCAGUUUCUCAAACAAUACAAUGGCUUAAAUGGAUUUGAUUAUAAGAAGACUAAACCAACUAAUGAUGGAUUAAGUAGUAAUUGUGAUCAAAGGACCACUACUUCACCACAUUAUAUGAGAUCUAGUUUUAGGGAACAGAAAGCGGUAGAUAUAGUGCCUGAGGAGAACUUGAAGGGCUAUCCAAUACAUCCAACGCCGAAAUAUACAGCCAGUGCUCACACAACCACUCGUCUCAACAACUCUAUGAAUCUCAAUGAAAGGCCUAAAGAAGAUAAUAAAAGCCAAUUAUUCAAUACAUGUUUGGAUUCACAGAAUGAUUGCCAAAACAAAUUCACACAAAAUUUCCCAUCGAAUCAAAACCAAUACAACGAUAAUAUGUAUAAUAAUAGCAAUUAUUGUGUCGAUAACUCCGUGAAUGUAAGGCUAGAGAUCGGGUCGACCGCCACCACGAAGAUUGAAGACCAGACCAGCGAUCAGACCAGAAGUGAUACCAAUCGUGUGACUCAAAGCCAUCGAAACACAACCAAAAUAGUCAGCUCUACAAACAUUCACUCGAGACUCGCCACCGAUGAGAUCCAAAUGGAUGCCAAACACCCAAUCCUCACAUCUGCCACAACCGUCACCACAACUAUGACUCUACCAAAUGUUUACACUAAUAACAAUCACAACAAUAUUAUCAAUGAUAAUGACAUCACGUUUGAUAAUAAGAUACUCGAUUGGAUCCAAACGCCUAACGAUGCGGCCAAUGGUAUCAAAAGCAUGAAACUCUCCAAUCAUGACAAAAGUCAUGCGAAGUCUAAUCUACUGAACAAACAAAACAAUCUUUUGAGCGAAAUUAAGAUCAAUUCAAUACCGCAUUUGAGUCCAAUUCGCCAGAAAGUGGCCAAAGCGAAGGCAGAGUUCUUCAACUCAGCCGGUCCUCAGUCUCCAGUGCCGGUCACUAACCUCUUGACGAUUGAUAAAUAGGCAUAAAAAACUUGUCUUCGUAUCUGAGAUACACAUUCAGACGAAACACAAGUUCUCAUGGGUUGGCGUUAUUUGCCUUUUCGUAUCUUUUUAUGUCAAACUCAUGUCUUAAUUAUUUGAUUAAUAAUUUUUCUUCUUUUAAAAAUUCUUCUACUCUUUCGGUAAACGAAAGAUGUUUUUUGAAUGAAUUUCUUUUCAAAUUAUAAAUUAUAUCCAAUUUAAACGAAAC